AUGGCGCUGAGAUACUUCUUAGCCAUCCCGGUUAAAGCCUGGCAGGAAAUGAAGGCUGACUAUGAGAGACAGAUUCCAGUUCGCAUGAAGAGGCCUGUCUUUUCUGCAGACCCAGAGUCGGCAGCGUUGGCUCCUCGGCCGCUUACAUCACGCAUGACGCAGGCGAGCAUGUGCAAUCGAGCGCCUCAACUGGGGCUUUCCGUGUCAAUGCAGCGCAAACGCCAGCCACGGAAGCUUGCGGCCGAGCUGUACACAGAGAGCUUGAGCGGGGCAAAGCAGGGGCACAAACUACGGAUGCUGAAUGACACCUUUCAGCUGCAUGAAUGUCACUGCGGCCCCGACAUGGAAGGGGAGGCCCAGCUAGGUCUGCUGGAGAUUUCAAUUUGCACCUGCGAGUGGUGGCCGGCUACAUUGCAAGUGGCAUCCACAGGAGAGACGGUCCUGAAGAGCACGCAGUCCAGUGAGGAGACGGCGUCUUGGACACUCUACAUGCUAGUGUCCAAGUCCGAAAGCGACGAGUGUGGCCUUGCGCGGCGUGAGAAAGAGGGUCGCGUAAAGAUGCAUGAUGAAGCUCUUGUUUUUUUAGAGGGCCUUGAGGAAAAAGAGACCUUGGCGGAGUUGGCGCGAGAGGUGGCCCGUGUCAGUCGCUUCAGCAAAUGGUGGCUCCCCACUUUGUGUUGGCUGCCGGAGGUGAUGUUGAAGCAGACCUUCCAAGCCGUGCCUUUGUCUUCUCUAGAUCUUGGGAAGGACUUGCGCAACGCGAUCGCCGAUUGCCGCGAGUUGUGCAAGCGCAUGGCUCAGAGUUUUGAAGCCCGAGUGCUUCGCAACACUGCUUGGCUAAUUCCAUCUAAAGUCCUUGAGGGCAUGGACUGCUGCUUUGACUUCCCUGUGUUCCUCGCUGGUAAGGAAGGUGUGGUGACUUAUUGCCAGCGUCGCUGGCCUUGGACAAUUUCCGUGAAGCACCCGACACACCUCCGACGACAAUAUGCGAAUGUCAUGGCGUGUUUCUUCUCCGCAUCUCGAAAGCACGCAGACAAGCUUUGGAAAGAUAGCAAAAUUCAAUGGUGCGAGCUCUGGCGGCUGGCGCAUAUUGACAAAGAUUUCUUUUGCCCUGGCACCAGAGACGCCUUUUUCGUUUUCCAUGCCUGCGGUUCCAUCCUGUCUUCGGAGGCGUUUUGUGAGUCCCUGGCUUCGCAGCUGAAGCGCUUCACCAAGAGUGGAAUAGGCACGUCUGCCAACUCCUUUGCCAGCGAGAUGGCCAGGACAGACGCAGUGAUACGCACUGCCAACCUCACGAUAGCGACGUUGGCAACGCUGGCAACGCCCUGGGCAAAACGGCGCCGUUUGACGCCGGCACCUUGGAGGCGGCUCUCUCGCACCGGUGGCCGUGUGGCCUUGACUGGAGAUGCAGAGUCGCCGCAGAUCCUCAGGCAAUGGCGCCAUGCUCGCAGAGCUCGGCUGAUGAAUUCCUUGGAUUGGACACGCUAUCAUCUUUGGAUCUACUUUGUUGACAGCUGCGAGCCCUCUUAUGCGCGAGCCCGACUCUGCCGUUUCUUCUUUGAGAAAGUCUGCCAGGGCCGUGACACCGCCACGUUGCUCUACUGCGCCGCCGGCGGAAUGGAAAACACCCAGCGGGAGCACAUGGGCCUCGAAGUUGCGUCAGCUGUGCCAGAUUUGCACCCGGGUGACUUGCAAAACUUGAGUUGUCCUCCCUUCACUUUCGUGCCGAACGACUUCAGCAUGUACGACGUCACUGUGGCAGUGGAUGAGGCCACUGCUCAGCGGAUCCGACAGCAGCUCCCCAUCGACCGGGACGAGCUCUGUGUGCUUAGUGACUUUGUGGAUGCCUAUGACGUCCUCCUCGAAGCAGAAGAGGAGAUGGUGGCUCCAAAGUCAUUGACUCCAGGGUUGCUCACCGCAGAUGGCUUAGCACGGCUGAAGCCUGGGGAGCCGCUCCGUGGAACACCGGUGCCAGUCCCUGUAGGGAGCCCUUUGUGUGGUCUCCCCGAAGCUUGGGAGGAGUUGUGGAGCAGCGGUGAGAGCUCUUUGGCAGCCAAAGUCUCCUGUACUGCCUCCAAUCGACAUCUGAGGAGUUGGGGUGAAGAUUUGCAAGCCAUCUGGGAGGGAUUUGAAAGAGGAAGCAUCAACGCAAUGCCCGGUGAUGAGCCAGGCGAAGACCAUCCCUUUGAAGAGGCUGGUCGUAUCUUCCACUCCAUCGUUGGCCUGGAGCGAUGCCUGCGGGCCAGCAUCCCACCGGACAUGCGCUGGUGGAACGACGAAGUGUGA
Messenger RNA from Durusdinium trenchii, 2286 nucleotides. Lineage: Eukaryota; Dinophyceae; Suessiales; Symbiodiniaceae. The record is from the annotation of a GenBank genome assembly.